UUCCUCACAGCAAAACAGGCCGGUGUGAAAAACUUGGACGAAUCCCUGCGUCAUAUGUUAACCAUGAUCUGGUCGCAAGAGGAGUCUAUUCGAAAAGCUGUCCUGGAUGCCUGUCGUCGCCUGUACUUUCAGCCUGACCUAGUGAAUGAGUCCUUCACCGCAGAUGGACGCCUCUCACCCGCAGCCCUGGCUGUUGUCAUUUCCGCACUGGUUCAGCUCGUUUGUCAGUCUUCCCUCGGUGACCUCGUCAGCCUCGAGCGCAUACUGAAUGAGCUGCUUCGCCUGGGUCAUGUCGACGAGGAUCUGAAAUCGGAACUAUGGACCCGCUUUAUUGAUUUGGCCGCUUCCCGAUCCCAACCUUGUGGCUCUUUUGACCGGGACAAAGAACUCAAGGCAUUGCUUAUUCUUCUCCAAAUGACUGCAGAAUCUGGACGCUCAGCCCUUAUGCAUCAUCUGGAUGACCUCAUAAAUUAUGGCCUCGGCAACCUGAGCGGGUUCAAUGUGGAUUUGGAUUGUGCAAUGCAUGCAUGCAUCGUCAUUCAGAAGUUAGCUCCGAGUGAGAAGCCUCAAAAGUAUUCGAAGGAAGCAUCGACAAAGACUCCGUCUGCAAACCCGUCUCUUGAGCCUUUCCGACUUCCAACGUCACACCAGUUGUGUGUUUGCCUACGAAAGCUGCUCAUUUCUACUUUUCCCUCCCCCACGCGCAUCGACUGGAUUCCACUCAUGGAACAGGCCGUGGCAACCAUAUUUCUCCUGAUUGACACUCCAACUCGUGCGAUCGGUGAGAUUAUCCGUGAGUUGGGUGAGUAUCUGCUAAAGUAUGAGAAGUCAGAAGGACCGCCUCCGGCAACAAAGAUGGAGGACUGUAACGGGGUCUCGAAUGAAGCUGCAGAACAGCCUUCUUCGCAGCCGUCUCGACCACCAUCUUCAGCUGACUCUCUUGGCAAAAGUCUGGUCGUACCCUCCUUCCUGCUGACGCGCUUCAUCGCCCUUAUUGGUCAUGUGGCGAUGAAGAUGCUCGUCUACCUGGAGUUCUCAGUGCUGAAUGAACUGAAGCGAAGGGAAAUUGCUCAGGAGGAGAAGAGCAACUAUCGCAAGAAGCACAAAACCCCCAAAUCUACACGUCCCUCCAAGUCCACUACAGACACGUCAUCCGGACCGGGUAGCGAGAAUAACAGUCAGAAUAACAGUGCCAUGGAAGAGGAGGCCGGUCUCGUUGGUGCCGUGGCGGAUGAUGCAGAGGCCGACUACAUUCGGCGGGUACUAGACAACGAAGUCCUUCUGCAGCCGGAUCACAUGCUGGCCCGAUUGUUGCCUCUGGUAGUCCACGUGUGCACUCACCAGAGCAAGUUCUCCGACCCUGACCUUCAGGUACGCGAGUUUUUCACGGCCGUCGUCGUUGCCGCCGCCGGCCUACUUGCUUUAGGUAUAUUUAUUUUUGAAAUCGCCCUCUGCGUCGAUGCUGCCGCAUCGUUGGCCCUGGUGAAGUUCAUGCUGGUUAGCGCUGUGGUCUGUGAACGUCAUCUGCAGUUGCUUUUCACGCUGGCAGAGAAGAGCCCCUCCGAGGUGGUUCGCGCUAAUCUUGUUGUUGGUCUGGGCGACUUGGCACGUCGUUUCCCUAACCUCAUAGAACCCUGGACGCCAAACCUGUAUGCUCGUCUGCGAGACUCCUCCUCCAAAGUGCGUAUAAACGCCCUCAACACCCUGAGUCACCUCAUCCUCAAUGAUAUGGUCAAGGUGAAGGGUCAAAUCAGUGAGAUGACGGUGUGCCUCAUAGACGACAAUGAUCGCCUCAAACAGUUGUCUCGCCUCUUCUUCCGUGAAUUAUCACAGAAGGGAAAUGCUCUCUACAACGUCAUGCCUGACAUUAUCAGCCGUCUCAGCGACGCCGAGGUGGGCGUAGAGGAGAGCAAAUUCCGGCUGAUUGUCGAGUAA
This is a messenger RNA of Dibothriocephalus latus, 1935 nucleotides long. NCBI's taxonomy places the organism in Eukaryota, Metazoa, Platyhelminthes, Cestoda, Diphyllobothriidea, Diphyllobothriidae. The record is from the annotation of a GenBank genome assembly.